AACCUGAUUCACCCGAUCGGAAUUUGCAUCUGACUGCUCUUUGGUCACCCGCCCGGAUUUGUCCGCGGGGGUCCUAUCGCCCGCCGGCACACCAAGCAAGCCAGAAGAAGGAAGGAAGGAAGGAGGCCAUGCCAAUGCAACUUCGCCCUUUGCAAGUUGCCAGCUUGCUUUGAAAAGAAAGGGGGGAAAAGGGGGAAAGAGAGGGAGGAAAGGAAGAGGGAAAGAAGGAAGGAAGCCAAGAAAGGAAAGGAGAGAAGAAGGAACUGCAGGAGAUCAAUUGGCCAACAUGGGGCAACCCCACCCCUUUCUUUGCAAGGGCCUGUCUGAUACCUAGAUGAAGAGGAAAAAGGAACGGACGUGACGGACGGGAAAACCGACGGAGGAGGUGGCGCCCCAUUGGCCGUGAAGUGAGACGUGCUGGGGUUUAUUUGGAAUAUUUGGGAGAAAAGAACCUUCGAGGUUCUCGAAAGCGAGGCAGAACGAGAGAGAGUACUGGGCCACCACGGCGCUAAGCCCUGCCCCUCCCAGCCCAGGGUCCUCCCCUUUGGGGCAUCCCCUUGCCCCUUUGGCUCACUUGCCACCGCUGUUGCCCCCUGCUGGCCGGGCCAUGAAGUUGCAGGCGGUGAUGGAGAACCUCCAGCGGCAGCAACAGGCCCGGCUGCAGCAGGAGAUGGAGGCGCGGCAACAACAAGCCAUGGCAGCCGCAACGGCAACAUCAACAGAAGACCCCCCUCGAGGCAGGAUGGACACCGCAGAGCCUGAGAGUGCCAGGAUGCAGCGGGCGCAGAUGGAAGCCUUGGCGGCCAUGCGGGCGGCGGCGGCCGGACUCGGACACUCGCCGCUUGCGGAGGGUGGCGGCCGUUCAUCAUCAUUGUCGUCGGAAACCGAAGGAAGGGAGGAAGGAGAGGAUGAGGAGACUGAGUAUCCGCCAGGAAUGGGCUCCGAAGAAGAAGAGGCGAUGCUGAAGGGCCGGUGGGGUGACGAGGAUGACUUUGAAGAUGAAGAAGAGGAGGAGGAGGAAGAGGAGGACUACGAUGAGGAAGAGGAGGGCGAGGAGAUGCCGGAGGAAGGCCUCGGGGAUCUACCUGGGGGUCCGGUCCGCUCUGGCCCAGUUCUCCUCCGCAAGCAGCCUGCCCCACAGCCCUUCCGCGGUGAGCCCUCCCCCCGGACAGCGGGGCUCUCCUCCGAACGCCUGCCCUCCGGAGCAGCCCCCCAGGCCUUGGCCCAGCCCCAGCCCCCCGUCCUGGACCAUGGAGACUGGACCUACGAGGAGCAGUUCAAGCAGCUUUAUGAACUCGACGCAGACCCCAAGCGGAAGGAAUUCUUGGACGACCUCUUCAGCUUCAUGCAGAAGCGAGGGACGCCGGUGAACCGCAUCCCCAUCAUGGCCAAGCAAGUCCUGGACCUCUACAUGCUCUAUGUCCUGGUGACCGAGAAAGGCGGCCUGGUGGAAGUCAUCAACAAGAAGCUCUGGCGGGAGAUCACCAAGGGCCUGAGCCUGCCCACCUCCAUCACCAGCGCUGCCUUCACCCUCCGCACACAGUACAUGAAGUACCUGUACCCGUACGAGUGUGAGAAGCGGGGGCUCAGCAACCCCAACGAGCUCCAGGCUGCCAUCGACAGCAACCGGCGAGAAGGCCGGCGCCAGGGCUUUGGGGGAUCCCUCUUCGCCUACUCCCCUGGCGGGACCCACUCCGUCAUGGCUUCCCCCAAGAUCCAGGGCAUGGCUGCUGCUACCGCCGCUGCCACCAACGGGAGCCCUGGAACCCCCAAAAUCAAGAAAGAGGAGGACUCCUCGGCUGUCCCCAUUGCGCUGCCCGCGCGGCUCCCAGUCUCGCUGGCCGGACACUCGGCUGUCCAGGCGGUGGCGGCAGCGCAGGUGGCAGCACUGGAGCAGCUGCGGGAGAAGCUGGAGUCUGGAGAGCCGCCCGAGAAGAAGGUGGCGCUGGCCGAGGAACAGCAGCGCCUGAUGCAGAGGGCCCUCCAGCAGAACCUCCUGGCCAUGGCCGGGCAGCUACCCAUGAGCCUUCGUAUUAGCAGCAGCGGCAGCAGUGGCCAGGGACGCCGCUCGCCAGAAAGCCGUCAAGACACGGCGGCAAACCUCGCCACCAACGGCACCAACAGCAUCAGCAUGUCAGUGGAAAUCAACGGGAUCGUCUACACGGGCGUGUUGUUCGCCCAGACGUCAGAUGCCCCGCUCGGCAAAAGUGGCGCCAAUAGCGGGCAGCAGCCUGGCAGCGGUGCCACCGCCUCUUCUGCUGUCCCAGCACCUGCAGUGGGGGCUCCUCCUGCCGGCCUUCCUGCAGCCCCCACAUCUACCUCAAGCAACUCCUCAUCGCCUUAAAACCUCCACGCCCUUCACCGCCUCGCCCCAAUUUGGGCAGGGCCGCGUUCAUCGGGCAUCCUCUUUCCUUCCCCAGUUGCAUUCAGGAAAGUGUGCAUUUGUGUGUGUGUGUGUGCAUGUGUGUGUUUUUGUGGAGGGGGUGAAGCCAUGCCUUGCAAGGAAUUGGAAGUUACGGGUUAGGGGUCUCCAAAACUCAAGGUCUCCCAAACACAAAGUUUCCUAAAUGUAAGGUCUCCCAAACUCAGGGUCUCCACAACUUGGGAUCUCCAAAAUGUAUCUCUUCUAAAUGCCAGGCCUCCCAAAAGUGAGAUCUCCGCAAAAAGAGGUAUCCCAAACUCAAGGUUUCCGAAAUGUAAGAUCUCUCAAACUUGGGGUCUCCAAAACCUGGGUUCUCAGAAAUUUAUUUCUUCCAAUCUCAAAAUCCCCCAAAAAUAGGGUCUCUGAAACUAGAUCUCCCAAACUCAAGGUUUCCGAAACGUAAGGUCCCCCAAACUCAGGGUCUCUGAAACCUGGGAUCUCCAAAAUGUAUCCCUUCCAAAUUCAAGAUUUCCAAAAUUCAAGUCCUCUCAAACCCAGGGUCUCAGAAACCUAGGCUUUCCAAAAUAUAUCCCUGCAAACUUGGAAUCUCCUAAACCAGAGGUCUUUCAAAUUCAAGGUAUCCAAAUCUCAGUGUGUCCUAAACUUGGGAUCUCCAAAACUUAAGGUCUCCCAAACUUGAGCUUUCCGAAAUGUAAGGCCUCCCAAACUUGGAGUGUCUGAAACUUGAGCUUUGCUUCAAUAUCUCCUCCAAAUGUGAAAUCUUCUAAACUUGGGAUCUCCAAAACCGAAGCCUCCCAAACUUGAGGUCUGCCAAACUUUGGGUCUCCCAAACUUGGGAUCUCUGAAUCUUUGGGUCUCCAUAAUGCUGAAUCUCCAAAACUCAAAGUCUCCCAAACCUGGGAUCUCUGAACCUUGCAAUUUCUGAAACUUGAGGUAUCCUGAAUUUGGGGUCUCCAAAAUUUGGGAUUUCUCUAACUUAGGGUCUCUAAAACCUUUGGUGUUCAAAGCUUGGGGUCGGUCCCAAAAAUGUGGGGUCUCCAAAGCUUUGGAUCGCCGUAUCUUUCGGUCUCCGAAACUCAGGAACUCUGAAACUUGAAGUCUGCAUAACUUUGGGUUCUCCUUAACUUAAUCUCCAGAACUUUGAGGUCUCCUUAACUUGGUCUCCAAAACUUUGGGGUCUUCUUAAUUUGGUCUACAAAACUUUGGGCUCUCCUUAACUUAGGGAGCUCCUUAAUUUGAGAUGUUCCAAAUUUGAGGAUUUUCAAACCUUGAGGUCUCCUGUGUCUCUUUGCUAACUAAAUGUGGAAAGAAAAGCUAUCUUUCUUAAAACUCUGGAGAAAGAUGCCCUUCGCUUUCUGAGCCAGAUCACAAAAUAAAAUACAGUUUUAUUACUAUUUUAUCUUAUUGACAUGGUUCGCCACAGACGCCUUACUUCACGCGAAUCCUUCUUUAAAGAUGAAUUACAAUAUAUGUAUUUUUUUUUAAAGCAACCAAUGCAUUUACCACUGGCAGGGAAGGCAGGGCUUUGUGUGUGUUUUUUUAAUUAUUUGCAUUGCAAAGAUAAUUUAUCAUAAUAUUUUUUUAAGAUAGCGGAUUCAGAGAAAAGGGAGAGCAAUACGGAAGUCUUCUCUGAAAGGCUUUCGACCAAUAAAUAAACUCCUUUUUCCCCGUCAUUUCCCAAGUGCAACUGAAAGAGAAGCAGGAUUGGAAAGCAAACGCUCAGUACAUGGAUUAAUUAAUUUCAUGAGUUUUAGUGUUGUCCAAAUUGCGAAGCCAAAGGGAUAUAACAUGGAUUUCUAAAUUGUGAAGAUUUUAGACGUUAUUUUAGUACUAAAUAAAAUUAAGAGCUCCCCCUUAAAGAUGGCCUCCAUUAAGUCCUGCUUGCCUGUUUUCUAUAAGAAAGAGAACCAACCUUAAUAUUGAUACCAAUAUAUAAAUACAUGUUGAGACAGCAAUAUGGAUUAUUUAUUAUUGUUAUUUACAGUAUUUAUAUUCCACUCUUUUCACCCCGAAGAGAACUCAGGGCGGAUCACAGAACACAUAUGAAGCAAACAUUCAAUGUUGUUUAUACAUUGACAGACAGCUACAUAGAUAGAGGUAUAUAUAGGCUGUUCCCAUCUUUGGCAUCUUGGAGGCUUGUGCUCGGUUUUGGCCACUGGAGGGUGCUGUUGCUCCAUCUUCCCUGCCAAAGAGCUUUGUUUGUAAGCUUCCUCCUUGAUCAAAUCGCCAGAAUUUUUAUGGCAUUUCCUUAAGGGUGCCUUAAAUACCUCCCCGCUUUUAAGCAGUACCGAUUUAUCUACUCACAUUUUGCUUUUGAACUGUUAAGUAGACAAAAGCUGGGCUAAAGGGUAGGAGCUCACCCCAACCCAGGCUUCGAAAUGUCAACCUUUUGGUUGGCAAGAUUUACUCCAGCUGGUGGUUAACCUCCUGUGCUAACACCUGGCCUAUGGAUGGGUGAUUAUAUCCAAUUGUUCUAUCAAUAUGUACUUGCUAUAAUUAUCUAUCUGUAUUGAUCCAUUAUUGUCCUAAAGCUUGCAUUUGUUCAGCCCCGGUGGCCUAUCUUCUAUAUGGAAAGGAACAAACUAUAAUGUGGAUACCAAUCUAUCAAUUCAGUAGAGUCUCGCUUAUCUGACAUUCCUAUGUUCUUAUCCAACGUCCCCUUUUUCCUCCAGCAUUUCCUCUUCAAUUAAAGGAGCGCUCACCAACUCCAUUCCCAGUAAGUGAAAAGGCAAGAUAAGGAAGAGGAGGAGGAACGAAAGAGGGAAAAGAGGCAGGACCGGAAGCGGUAGUGUCCUCCCUCCUUCCCUCUGUGAUUUCCAUGUUCCUCUUCCGCAUCCAGGCACUUCCUGCUGGGCCGCUCUAGCCCCGAGGCGUUGCCUUGUCUUAACUCUCAGAGUCCCUGUUGAUAGUAUUCUAGGUGUAUAGUGUGGCAUCGGACGGGUAACAGGAGGAGACUCCAUAUUUUCCAACAUGUUCAUUUAUCCGACGUUCUGCCGGCCCGUUUAUGUCAGAUAAGCAAGACUCUACUGUAUAUAUCUAUUGAGACCAAUACAGAUAGAUUAUUAUAUCCAAUAUAUAUUUGAUAUAACUAUCUAUCGGUAUUGAUUCAUUAUUUUCCCAAA
Molecule: messenger RNA, 5505 nt
Organism: Anolis sagrei ordinatus
Lineage: Eukaryota; Metazoa; Chordata; Lepidosauria; Squamata; Anolidae
Gene: ARID3A
Product: AT-rich interaction domain 3A
Biological process (GO): regulation of transcription by RNA polymerase II
Cellular component (GO): nucleus
Molecular function (GO): DNA binding
Source: RefSeq, a predicted model, not a curated record